This is a messenger RNA of Aspergillus terreus NIH2624, 684 nucleotides long. RefSeq lists its product as uncharacterized. NCBI's taxonomy places the organism in Eukaryota, Fungi, Ascomycota, Eurotiomycetes, Eurotiales, Aspergillaceae. The transcript is spliced from 2 exons. The coding region runs from base 1 to 684 and encodes 227 amino acids. The record is from RefSeq and is a predicted model, not a curated record.
AUGGGAAAGUCUAUCAAGGUUCAGAAAAAGCCCCGAUCUACAGUCAAAGACAAGCCUAGAAAGAGGCAAGACACUCCCGACUGGGAUGAUGGGCAUGACAAAAACCGGUUUAGGGAGCUCCGGACAUCGCGGGCAGAGAUCAAAAAGUACCGCGAGAGAAUUGAAUCACUCUUUAUGAGCGACGAGGAUUCCGAAUCCGACGACGACUUCCGCAAUGUCCACUCCGAAGUUCACGUCGUCAUUGGCGAUGGCGUAGAGAGCGAACAGCCAUCACCCGGGUCCGAUGCUACAUUUGAAAGCCCCGGAACAGAUUCUGGAUACAGCCCGACGUCAAGUGCAAGUUCUGUUACUGCAUCGCCGACUCCUUGCCAACGCCGUUCUGGCACCAGAAGGGUUCUCCCUAGCCGAGAGGCGCAGUCGCCGAGGCACGAAAGUUAUACAACGGGGUCCAGGCCUCGUGCUGACUUGUAUCGCCCGGCGAAUCACUCGAGGCGAGCUCGUUCUCUCACUACUCCCGGGCUCCCUGCAGAUGCUCCGCGACAGCCAGCGGCCCAUAGGCGAGAGAGGAGUAGGAGAAGACCCGAGUCUACUCGGAACUCGGGACACAAGGUCAACAUCACAUCUUCUCUGAAUGUCAACACUACAAGACGCGAUGACCGUCGCAACUCCAGUCGUCGGGGCUAG